AUGCAGGAGUUCACUACCUUGAAAGUAUGGGUCUGCUUUCAGGCGUUUCGAGAUAAGCGUCAGGGCGCCGACGAGAGUAGUGACUCAGAAUCUAUGUACGAGCUAGAGUGUAUAGAGGGGUACAAGAAGUCGAGGAAGAAGGAACAGUUCUAUGUCAAGUGGCGAGGGUACAGUUCCGCGGAGAACACCUGGGAGCCGCUGAAGAAUCUUACGGGUAUAAGUGCUGAGGAGAUAGAGGAGGCUCGGCAGAAGUUUGGUGGUAAGAAAGUGGCGUUGAAACGUGUGGCAAAGAAGGGCGGUAAGGACGCGCACUCCUCCGAUUCUAACCAACGUAUGGGAAGAGAGGCGGAGGCGGCUGGCCUGAGCUCGAGAGGUGGCGUGGAGGAGUCGACUGCCGCGUGA
Messenger RNA from Perkinsus marinus ATCC 50983, 402 nucleotides. Its product is annotated as Heterochromatin protein, putative. NCBI's taxonomy places the organism in Eukaryota, Perkinsozoa, Perkinsida, Perkinsidae. Gene Ontology annotation, cellular component: pericentric heterochromatin. The transcript is spliced from 5 exons. The record is from RefSeq and is a predicted model, not a curated record. Bases 1 to 402 code for a protein of 133 amino acids. Gene Ontology annotation, molecular function: chromatin binding. Gene Ontology annotation, biological process: chromatin organization; negative regulation of transcription by RNA polymerase II.